UCGCUUGGACAGACGAAGAAAGCUUCUCGCUAAGCGCUUAAACCCUGCAAAGAAGAGAAAACCAGAGAGAGAGAGAGAGAGAGAGAGAGAGAGAGAAAAAGCGACCUCCGUCACCGGGGACAAUGGGGUUCUUCGACCUGAACAUCCCCUACGAAGGCUCUUCUUCGCCGUCCGACAAGUCCAACCUCGUCAGAAUCGCGACCAAGGCGAUGGAGCUCGGCUACGACGGCGUCGCCUACAACCGCUCGAUGAGGGGCGUCAUGUCCGAUCGCGACCGAUGCUCCAUCCCCCUUCUCUCUCUCUCCGCGCUCCUCAAGGUCGCUCCCUCGCUCUCCUCGUCCGUCUCCCUCCACCGCAGCCUCCUCGGCCUCCCCCUCGCCUCCGCCUUCCGCCAGUACACGCGCCUCACCGUCUUCGCUGAUUCCGUCUCCCAGGCUCAGGUCCUGAACUCCGGGAAUCCCGUUCUCAAGAGCUACGACUUGGUCGCCGUCAGGCCUUUGAACCAAGCCGCCUUCGAUCACGUUUGUGAGAAAUCCGAGGUAGAUAUAAUUGCCAUUGAUUUUUCGGAGAAGCUGCCCUUUCGCUUGAAGCUCCCCAUGGUUAAAACUGCCAUUGAGCGAGGAGUUUGUUUUGAGAUCUCGUACUCAAGUCUCAUCUCAGACCCUCAGAUGAGGAGACAAGUGAUAUCUACUGCUAAGCUACUGGUAGAUUGGACGCGUGGAAAAAAUCUUAUUAUUACAAGUGCUGCAUCUUCUGUCAAUGAAAUUAGAGGGCCUUAUGAUGUUGCAAAUGUGUCGUCCUUGCUUGGUAUUUCCAUGGAACAAGGGAAAGCUUCUAUCUCCAAGAAUUGUAGGGCUCUUAUUGCAAAUGCUUUAAAGAAGAGGAAAUUCUACAAGGAGGCCAUUAGAGUUGAGGCCAUCUCAUCUUCCGAAAGAUUAGGCUCUGAGGAACUCUGGUCGGGCGACCUGCUUAAGUGGGAUCCUUUCUCUAGCGGUGCUGGUGAUAUGCUUUUAGAUGACUUAAAAAACUCCUUCUCUAUAUCAAAUAAUGUCUCCGGAACUGUGAAGGCAAUUGAUUUCAAUUCAAUUGUUGAAAGCAUGUCAUCAAAAGGUUUUCGAGUUAAGGAUUUGACAUAUGGAAAUAAGGGAGCUGAGCUUUCAUCAGAUGAGAGUAAAACUUUGCAUUGUGCUUCUGGGUUAGUGAGCUCAUUCACCAGGGAUAAUGAAAGUUUAGAGCCUGGAAAGCGUAACAGAUUUAAUAUAGUCUCUAAACAGAAUCAGGGUCCGCCGUUUGGUACAUUCACACCGCAUCAAAUGCCCAGCAAUGAAGUUUCUGAGAAACGAGUUCUGCUGAGUGAAGCUGUUGAUGUUGCUGAAGACAGAGAGGAGAUUGGUUCUACAAAAGGUGAAAAUGUAGAUGCAAAUGCAUUAAAAGGGCAUGUUAACUCAAACCGAUUUGAUUUAGUUAGGUUGGAAUCAUCACAACCUGUCUCACCAGAUCAGUCUGAUCCAGCCUUAUGGCAUGAAAAUGCUGUAACUGAGGCGCUGGUGAGGGAUGCUGUUUUGGAGGUUGCUGGUUUACGGGGUUCUUGUUGUGAUGACGAUAAGUUUGUUGUUUCCACUCCAUCUAUCUCGGACACCAUUGUUCCUGCCCCUCUGAAUAGAGGGGUGCCUAAGGACUCAGACAACUGCGCAGUCCAGAAUGGUGAUGCUUUUCCAAAAGAUCAAGACUCUCAGGGUUUAAAAAGUGCAGAUUUUGGUAUAAAUUGUGCUACAGAUAAAAAAACCAUGGAGAAUCUGGAUUUAAGUCCUCAAGAGGAGUUAUUCUUGGUCUCUGUUAAUUUACCUUCUUGUGAAGAUGUAUUAGAGUCUAGACAAGUGAGGGAACAUAGAGAUGAUGCAACCUUAUGUGUAGAAGUACUGCAUUCUUCAAAAUGUGAUGGUUCUGUGGAAUCAAAUGAUGAACCAGAAAAUGAUGAGUCAUGGGAGGGGGUUGCAGUGGAACCUCAGACGCUUGUACAAGGGGAUGCAGGAAUUUCUCAGCCUAACUUGAAUUUAAUGUCACCAGAUGAGGGAAGAACAAGGAGGAAGUCACGCCAUCGAUCUAUUGCUUUUCCGCUCAAGCGUUUGUUGAGUCCUACUCUUUUCAAGAAGAAAGCUCGAAAGCGCCAGAGAAAGUUCUAAAACGUUAGUAGGCUGACAUGGGGAAGAUAAACUUUGUUCUGGAUAGUUAUUGGCAGAAAGAGCUGGCACAUGUUAGGGAUGGCAUAUUAUAUGUAGACUGUUAAGAUUGUCAUUUUGCUUCCAUGAUUCAGUAUAUGAAGGGGGUAGAUUAUUAGCAGAAACUUUGCAGCUUUGCCUUUUUUUUUUUUUGGCUGCAUUUUUGUGUACUGGUUUUGGCAUUUUAUGUAUUGUGAACACAAUUUUUUGGAUACUGGAAUUUCACUACCAUUUUUGAAGAAAGAAGGAAUUGAGAGUUCUUUACCA
Molecule: messenger RNA, 2486 nt
Organism: Rhodamnia argentea
Lineage: Eukaryota; Viridiplantae; Streptophyta; Magnoliopsida; Myrtales; Myrtaceae
Exons: 6
Coding region: 123-2183 (686 amino acids)
Biological process (GO): tRNA processing
Cellular component (GO): nucleolar ribonuclease P complex
Molecular function (GO): RNA binding
Source: RefSeq, a predicted model, not a curated record